Molecule: messenger RNA, 2328 nt
Organism: Ilex paraguariensis (yerba mate)
Lineage: Eukaryota; Viridiplantae; Streptophyta; Magnoliopsida; Aquifoliales; Aquifoliaceae
Source: the annotation of a GenBank genome assembly
AUGAAAAAGAUCAAGAAAUCCCCUUUUGGGUCCUCCACAAAUCCACCAUUUCUUCAUCUUCCACUCCAAAUUCUCCUACUCUACCUAAAAUCCGCAUCUGGGUUUGGGUCAAUGGGCCCUAUAUCAGCUGCAUUUGGCGAAAGCAGCUUCUUCUGUGCCAUCGACGCCAGUGGCAAACAAGAAGUGAUCUGUUGGGGAAACAAGAGUAGCUCUUCAGUACCAUCAUCAAGCCCGUCGGUCUAUUCCAUCAAUGUGCCCCCAAUAGCUGCUCUCUCCGGUGGGAAUGGCUUUCAUUGCGGAAUUUUAGCGAACAAUUCGCAAGCAUACUGCUGGGACUCUAUUGAUUCGAGUACUGAUCUUGUUCCUCCGAUCUUCAAAACUACUUCUUACUCACAUAUCGCCGCAGGCAAGAACCAUGUCUGUGCAAUUAGAGGGUCCUACUAUUCGGAGAACGAUUUGGGUACGGUUGAUUGUUGGGACAUUGUUAGAAUUUCGAAUAAUAGUUUUAGUUCAAAACAGAGUACUAUGUUGUAUGACCAGUCCAUCAGUACACUUGUUUUUAGGAAAAUUGUUGCCGGUGAAGGGUAUAGCUGUGGUGGUGUUAGAGAAGGCGGUAUUGUGUGCUGGGGCCCAAAUUCAGCUAAUUUGGGAGUUUCAAAUAUUUCGGAGAAUUUUGUGAACUUAGCAUCAGGCAUAGGUUCUCUUUGUGGUGUCUCAGAAUUAUCUGGUCAUGUCAAAUGUUGGGGGGCCAUCAAUUCAUAUGUCACUCCAGUUGGAAUUCGGUUUGUGUCGUUGGCAGCUGGUGCACAACAUUUUUGUGGGAUUCGAGAAGAUAAUCAUGGGAUUGAGUGUUGGGGGAUCUUUAAUACCUCAUCAGUUCCAAAGGGUGGUUCAGGGUUUUUGGCGAUUGCUUCGUCUGAUUUUAUCACAUGUGGUUUAAGGGAAACUGAUUUAGUACUUGAUUGUUGGUUUGCUAAUGUCCGGUCACCACUGGACUAUGAUCCUCCAUUGCAGUUGUGUAGUCCAGGUUUGUGUACUCCUGGUUCUUGUGGUGAAGGUAAAUUUGCUUUCAAUGCGAGCCUUCUCAGUGAACCAGAUUUGACAAGUUUAUGUGUCCGGAAAGAUCUAAAGAUUUGCAUACCUUGUGGAGUAAAUUGCUCCGAAGGAUAUUUCCCUUCUAGUUCAUGUAGUGAGAAUGCUGAUAGAGUAUGCACAGAAUGCUCUCUUUGCCAAAACAGCUCAUGUUGGGGUGUCUGUAGGCUUCAAUCUUCCCCAGAAAUGCAGAAGCAGCAUCUGCAUCAAUUGAAUAUACUGGUGAUCAUAAUUGGCUCUUCUAUUUCAGGUAUCGUUUUGAUAUUGAUUAGCUGGUGUCUUUUACCCCGACUCAUUACUGCCAAAAAUGGAGGGAAAAGGAAACAAUUUGCAUCCUGCAUUGGCAAUUCGGAGUUGGAAGUUGAUGCAAGUAUUGAUCUAAAUACUCCUGCAUUUGUAGCCCCAUGUCCUGGAAUGGCUCAAGUUUUUCGACUCUCAGAGCUGAAGGAUGCAACCAAUGGGUUCAAGGAGUUCAAUGAGCUUGGCAGGGGAAGUUAUGGUUUUGUUUACAAAGCUGUCCUCGCAGAUGGGAGGCAAGUGGCAGUAAAAAGGGCCAAUGCUGCUACCAUAAUCCACACCACUGGCCGCGACUUUGAAAUGGAGUUGGAGAUCCUUUGCAAUGUCCGACACAGCAAUAUUGUGAACUUGUUGGGUUAUUGUGCAGAAAUGGGGGAAAGGCUGCUUGUUUAUGAAUUCAUGCCCCAUGGGACACUUUAUGACCACCUCCAUGGGGGACUCUCUCCUCUGAAUUGGACCCUCAGGUUGAAGAUUGCACUGCAGGCUGCAAAAGGGCUAGAGUAUCUUCACAAGGAUGUUGUUCCUCCAAUUGUCCAUCGAGAUGUUAAAAGUUCAAAUAUUCUAUUGGAUGCCGAUUGGGGAGCACGAAUUGCAGAUUUUAGGCUUCUAACUCCAAAUGACAGGGAUCUUAAUGGGGACAUGAGAACUGAUGUACACAACUUUGGGAUUAUACUGCUUGAGAUUCUCAGUGGAAGGAAAGCUUAUGAUAGAGAUUGCAUGCCUCCGAGUAUAGUUGACUGGGCAGUGCCCCUAAUUAGACAGGGCAAGGCAGCUGCUGUAAUUGACCGAUAUGUUGCUUUACCAAGAAUCGUUGAACCUCUUCUUAAACUUGCUGAUAUAGCAGGACUCGCGGUGAGGGAAAAUCCUAGUAAGCAUCCUACUAUGUCAGAUUUGGUGCUUUCCUUGGAGCAACUGGUGAAGGAUGGAUUGUUAUUGUAA